ACCACCACCACACUGCCCACCACCACCACCACCACCACCACACUCCCCACCACCACCACACCACCACCAGCGUGCCGUCCACCCGUGUACCCGGCAUGGCCCAGCUGGAAAUACCGUCCAUAGUGGUGCACAACGGGACGAGCAGCGCCCCCACCAGCCCCAGCAUGGAGCGGGCGGUCCGGCCACUCCGCCCUCAUAGGUCACUCUCCAAACAGGUUUCUCUGUUAGAUGAUGACUGUGAUGAGGGUGUGGAUGAUGGUGGGGAUUUGCUGCCGGACACAUCACCAACACAUCCCCACCCUCACACUCCACCGCCCACUCCACCAGGAGCACGUGGAGUGUCUCCUCCAUCACCAUCAGCCAAUUUCACUCACCACCAAAGUGGCCCACCUCAUGGUCCAGGGCCUGGAGGAGGAGGAGGUGGGGGGAGUGGAGGUGGAGGGUUGAACAGCCAAGUGGGCCAUAGUGUGUUGGGUCAUGGUGGAUCAAAUCAUUCUGGGCCAAAUCACAGCAGCCAAGGACAUUUGGCACAGGGUCAGGGGCGUUCCAAAUCCUUGGAGUUACACCAGCAACGCUCAACAGACUCAGACAAAGACGCUCCACUAGUUACCUCGGCCAGACAUAGGCACCAUGGGGGAAAGGCAAAACUCUUGCAACGAAGUCAUGCUAUGCGAGAGGACACCUCUCCUCCACCAGAACUGCUGGAGCCUGUUCAACCUUCCUCACAUUGCAACGCUAACAGUGGUGGCAACACGCUCACAGUAUCGUCAGGUGGAGGCAACCGCAGAAGACUUAAACAUCAAGGGUCUUCACAAGGUUCUUUUGAUGGCUCCUCUCCUUGUCUCUCCAGAGAUUCAUCAAUGGAAUAUACAGACAGUAGUGGGGUAGAUCUGCAGCAAUUCAUAAUUCAAACUUUACACAAGAACCAAAAAGACCGAAUGAUGUUACUCAAGAUUGAACAUGAACUAGUCAGCCUUGUCAAGGAUACCAAACGAACCCACCACAAGUUUCCUCCAAUGUCGUCAUACCAACGAAUGCUUGUCCAUCGGUGUGCUGCAUUCUUUGGCCUGGAACAUAAUGUUGACCAAGCUGGUACUGCUGUUAUUGUUAAUAAGACCCGUAAUACCCGCCUUCCUGAAACCCGAUUCAGAGACCACUGCCGAGAUGAUCUUCUGGUACCAGAUGAGCCGAAGAGAUCAAUCCUUAAGAGAGACUCAUCAUCGUUUGAUGAUGGAUCGAAUUAUAAGUCCCUAGAUAGACAAUUCAGCUCAGAAUCAAGGAGGAGUAAGAGCUUCGAGGAACGGGAAGAGGAAUACGAAAAAGUAAGGAAGCGAAUAUUCAGUCAGGAGUCAUUAUCAUCUGCUGAUGGUUUGGGAGAUUCGCCGGUCAGAAGUCACGAUUCACGUAGAAAUUCACAAGAUGACUCUAGGUGGCAUGACACCCGAAACUGGACUUUUAUGGAAUCAGAGAUGUCUCAUCGAAAACACCACUAUGACAAUCAUAGAUUAAGACCUGGAAGAUUACCAAAAGUUGAAUCAUUUGAAAGCAGAGAUACUCUUCACCCAAGAUCAUUACGACCUCCAGUGUUUAAGUCACAUAGUUUUGGGGGUUACAGUGGAGGAGUAACAGUAUUAUCCCGAGGAGAAUCUGUCUCAAGUAAUCUCUCUUCGUCUAGAUUAAGUAAACAAGACUCAACCAGUAGUAGGAUAAGUGAUCAGAGCAUGAGUUCAGGAUAUAAAUCGCAAAGGCAAGACACGAGUUCUACCACUGUGUCUAACACACUAUCUACCACUCCUUCCCCAACCACUAGUCAACACCAACAGUCCUCCAGCAGCCAGGUGGGUAUGUGGGGAGGUGAAGGGGAGAGCCAGGCAGUAAUGUGGGCAGUCACAGACAUGGAAGCUGUACCUCCAGGAGCCAUGUUAAUCAACCCACAGAGUGGACAGCCUUAUAUGAAUUCUGAUGGGUCAGUAUAUCGUUUUGACCCAAACAAUCCACCUCAGCUCAGUCCUGGUGCUAAUGGUAAUAGUUCCAGUAGUGGGAACUCACGGGAAAAAGAAUCACCAACAAAUAAGGAUACAACCAGUCAACCAUCAGGCAGUUCAAGUGGAAGCAUAACAACAUGUAUACCUCAAAUUCCAGCUGUUUCUCCACCCCCUCCACAUGAAUUGCCUCCACCUGUCUCAACCAGUGUCCGGAGUCCACCUAGUAAACAGCACAGUCUACAGCAAGCUUCACCUGAGCCUGUACAAAGUGCAGUGAGCAGUGGUAUCUCAAACAGUGAAGCUAGAGAAACAGAAGGUAGCAGCAGAACUGGCAGUGGAGGAACCAGUGAAAGUGUUGUACAGCAAGCUUCCCAAGUUAUCUAUCCACAGUAUUACCAAUUAGAAUCCAGAUCGUUUUCACAGGAAGGACAUGUAAAUGAAGUGACAAGCCAUAUACGAGGUUUAUGUUUAAGUGGGCCAAGCAGUGGAGGGGAUAGUGGUGGGGAUCUUUCAACAGUACAAGCAUCAGCUGCUCCUCUUCCUCAGAGUUACAUUGUUCCUAGACAGCACUAUACACAGCCUGUAUACUACAUGCCAGCUGGAAGUGUUGCCAACAUGAGUGGGUCCCUCAAAUAUGUUUACCCUCAGUACCAAAUGGCUCCAGUACAAGCAGCCCCAGCUGGUGUUCAGGCACCACCAGGGGUGCAACCUGCAGGCAUGCAGCAGGUGCAAGGUAUGGCUGCUAUACCUGCAGUGCCAGCUUUGGCAGGGGCUGUUCCUACAGCACCAGUACCACCCACCGCCCACCAUCCCUCCAUGGACCAUAACCCUGUACUUCCUCCAGGUGGAGGCUAUCUUCCAGGAGGCUAUACGGUUGUGACAUAUCCAGCGGGUAGCAGUGUAGGAGGAACCACUAAUGGUCAAGAGACAGGUGGCACUACUUAUUAUUAUCAGUUACCUGCAACAGCUUCAGGUGCAGGUCUUACCGGACCUAUACCAGCUGGUCAGCCACCAACAAGUCUCCAGCAGUACACUCUAACCCCAUCAUCUUCUACCACCACUUUCCCUCAGAUGAGUAGCAGUAUGGGCUACUACACAGCGAGCGGCAUGCCAGGUGGUGGGGUGUACCAGAGCAUGGGGGGCAUACAAGGUAUGUCUGGAGGGUUGUAUGGAACUCCCCAAGGCCCCACGGCAGCAGGUCACACUACUGUCUCCUACAGGGCACCAACACCCCCACAGACACCUAGCACACAGGGCAUGAGUAUGAGCCUAGGGUAUGUGAGUGGCGGCAGUGGGGGGGUUGGGGUAGCCCCAGCUGGGGGUGUAGGAGGGCAAUAUAUGGCAAUGGUCCCGCCCCAGCAGCCCCCAACCCCCACAUCCCACGCCCCUCCCCAGCUCUUCACAACCUUCUUUAGGCCUUCUGUACAGAUGAUGGGUGGGUCAGCAGGAACUCCUCCACCACAACCUGUGUUGCAGUAUGGGGGUGGUGCAGCCCCACCUACAGGCCCUCCAGGGACUGUCACCCCACAUCCUCCUGUGUUUGCUAAGCCUUAUAUGGGGCCAACCAUGCACACCAUCAUGCCAGGACACUUACCAGACCAAUCAGGUAUAGGCAAGGAUGACAAGCGGCUUAUGACCAUGACACAAAACAUGGGUGGUGCUCCUGGUGGCCCCACAGCUCAACUACUGGCUAGACCUUACUCCAUCAUGCAAAGUGAUAUGCGGAUAUUUGGGGGAACAAGCGGGCUUCCCAACACAGGUGGGAUGAGUGGUGGCAGCCUGCCUGGUGGUGGGGCUCCAGGGCACAUACGGGCUGCACCUUUACUUCUUGCAGGGGCGCGCCCGAGACACCCAAAUGCCUUCACGCCCACCCCACUUGCCCCCCUCAGUCUAGCAAGACCACCUAAAGUGCGCAGACAAAGGUCACGAACUUCUUAUGUCCGUAGCACUGAAGUUAUGACACCUCAGCUGUCAGUGGAAGGCCAAGAGUCAAAUGAUUGAAAUUAUUAUCCUGCUAUGCUUUGAAGCAAUCAUCUCAAAUCAAGCUUUUACAGUGGGAAUAAUAUAUAUAUAUAGAUAAAGUAAAGUUAUGUGAUGCUUAUCACAAAGUUUACAUGUAUCUCCUAGAUAGGUGCUGCAGUGAUGGUUGAUGAAAGCCUUACGUAGUGUCCGUUGAGUUCUGUAUGUUUUCAACACCCAAUCUGUUGAAUGUUAUAGGCUGUGUUGAGGAUUAUAAGUGUAGUGGUAGUGCAGUGGAUAAUCCUCAAACACAGCCAUUUAAAAACGCCAUGUUUUAAUAUUGUAAGAAAGUACAGAUAUAUGUAGAACUGCAAGGUGCAAAUAAAUUUAUUUUUUGAGAGUUUCUGACUAACUAGAAUUACUGAAAGAAUGUGAAUACAGUAUAUUUAAUAUGCCAGCAAUGUAAUACCUCAGAGUCGUUACCUAUAUGGUGCAGUAUUAAAAAAGAAACAUGCAGACAUCGGUUUGGAGAGACACU
Molecule: messenger RNA, 4482 nt
Organism: Procambarus clarkii (red swamp crayfish)
Lineage: Eukaryota; Metazoa; Arthropoda; Malacostraca; Decapoda; Cambaridae
Product: cAMP-regulated phosphoprotein 21
Molecular function (GO): nucleic acid binding
Source: RefSeq, a predicted model, not a curated record